CUUAUCCCAAUCUGGCGGCUCACGCCACAUCGGACACAGCGGGAUGCCGUCCGCCUGGCGCUGCCGCGGGACCCACGACAGGUCCGCCAUCGUACGGCUCCCGUUCGAUCCGCCCUCGCCGCUGGAUUGAUCCCACUUCCCGCUCCAAGACCCAGGUUUUCUCGGGAGCCCGCUGGAUUUGAUGCUGGAUCGUGCUUCUCUUUCGCCUUUCAACGCCCCUCGGAUCCCCCGCUAACUUUCUUUCUUCCGUUCCCAGUCGCCGGUUUCUUCGAUUUUGUUCGCGUUUACGAUAUAUUUCUUGAGCAAGUCUCGGAUUUUUCCGCGAUUUAUAGCCGGAAAGAUCGCCUUUUGGAUGUUGGUAAGAAUCCUCAGGUUAUCUUCCCUUUGCUGGUGCUAUGACUAAAUUAAGGGUUCUGUGGUGGAUUGGAUGAUGAAUAGCAUUUUUUUUAUUGUAAGAUUGUGCAUUUGAAGUUGCAUGACGUUCUCUAGAGAUGGUAUCUGCAAAUCUAGGUGUUUUCUAUUAUGUGCUGGACCACAUCUAUGCAACUUUUCUCCACCGGACAAAGUUAAGUACACCAUUUUUCUCGAGGGGAUGGGGAGGGAGCAAACUUGAUCUGUUGGAGAGAAUGGCAAAGCAGCUGUUUCCACAGGCUGCUGCCCAGAGCUGGCCACCCAAUCUGGUGCAGCCUAUCUGGAAAACAGUAUGGGAGACAAAAGAUGCUUGCCUGAGGGAGGGUAUUUUCAGGACUCCAUGUGAUGAGGAACUAAUCAAUGCAUUGCCUCCAGAGAGUCACAAUGCAAGGGUUGCUUUCCUUGCACCAAAGUUUGUUCCACCUCAGAAGAUGGCUUGUGUGGUUCACCUAGCAGGCACUGGGGAUCAUACUUUUGAGCGACGGUUGCGACUUGGUGGUCCGUUAUUGAAGCAAAACAUUGCAACUAUGGUGCUUGAAAGCCCAUUCUAUGGACACCGGCGUCCUAGACUGCAGUGUGGUGCAAAGCUUCUAUGUGUGAGUGACUUGCUACUGUUAGGAAGAGCUACUAUUGACGAAUCCCGGAGCCUCCUGCACUGGCUAGAGGUUGAGGCUGGUUUUGGCAAGACAGGCAUAUGCGGGCUUAGCAUGGGAGGUGUACAUGCUGCAAUGGUCGGAUCUCUGCAUCCUACACCAAUUGCCACACUACCAUUUCUUGCUCCACAUUCUGCAGUAGUGGCUUUCUGUGAAGGAGUCUUCAAGUAUGCCACUGCCUGGGAGGCACUAAGAGAAGAUGCAGCGCAAAAGACUGGAAUGACACUAGAGCAAGUUAGAGAGCGGUUGCGGUCAGUUUUGUCCCUGACAGAUGUUACACGCUUCCCAAUCCCCAAAAAUCCUCAGGCAGUCAUAUUUGUUGCUGCUACGGAUGAUGGCUACAUUCCGAAACAUUCUGUCCUGGAGCUUCAGAGGGCAUGGCCAGGCUCAGAAGUAAGGUGGGUGACCGGUGGGCACGUCUCAUCUUUUCUUCUCCACAAUGAUGCAUUUCGCAAGGCAAUUGUUGAUGCUCUCAACAUGUUAGAAUGGAGAGAAUCGUAACUAUAACCAGUUGUGCCAAGUGGCUCUGGCUCAUUAUUCUUCUUUAGGAAUUGAUGUGUUGCGAUGAGUUGUAACUUCAACAUUCACAAUGGCUGACAUUCUAGCUCCCUUGAAAAGGGGGGAGAAGAACAGGGGAACUGGAGCUGAAUGGCUCAAUUGCUUGCUUGCCUAGUUUAAUUCAAAGGCACUUUCCCUUGAUUCAAAGGGAAUGAUGUACAUGAACUUAAAAUAUAUCAUGACCAGUUGACGGCACAAAUAAUCUUUAGAAGUGAUCAACUAUAU
Messenger RNA from Phoenix dactylifera (date palm), 1847 nucleotides. RefSeq lists its product as uncharacterized. The record is from RefSeq and is a predicted model, not a curated record. NCBI's taxonomy places the organism in Eukaryota, Viridiplantae, Streptophyta, Magnoliopsida, Arecales, Arecaceae.